AUCUGAUGCUGUGAGGAUGCUCCUGGCUUGACUAUGAUGCGCAAUAGUCCUCCUUUCCAAGUCUGUCUUGCCUUUUUGCCUGGGAUCUGUGUAACUACAUGCGUGAAUGGCAGCGCAGCAUGUUCCACAGCAAACAUGGUCGGUGCUGGCAAAGCAUCCAGAUGAGAUGCCACCAGCCUGUGAGCCAUUAUUCCCUCGAAGCGACCAAGGCUCCACCCUGGCGACCAGGCUUAGCGCUUGAUGAAUGGGUGGAACGAGACGUCAGGCCCAUCAGCCUUCGCCAAUUGACCUUCUUCGGUCGCACUUUAACCGAACACCGAUUAAUCAGUUCCGCAAACUAUGUGCGCACGGAGCUUCCCACAAGACUGGCACAUCGCCUUCGAGACAUGCAAAGACUUCCUUAUGUCGUCGUCACUAACCCGCAUCUCUCCCAUGUCUAUGAGCUAUACUACAAGGCUUUCGAACGCUUUCGCACUAUUCCGGAAAUCCGAUCACUGGAAGAUAAUGACCGGUACUGUGAUAUGCUCCGGAGGACGCUCAAGGAACAUUUGACCGUAAUUCCAAACCUUGCCAUGGGCGUGAUCGAAUGUCAAGAUUUGGUGAAGGCGAAUCAUAUGGACCACUUUAUGAAUACAAUGCUGCGGGCGAGAAUUUCUCGUCGGGUCAUUGCCGAACAACAUCUCGCGCUUACUGAAACGUUUAACUCGCCAUGGCAUUUUCCGGAAUCGAAAUCGCGAGCCGAUCUGAACGCCGAUUUUGUUGGAGAAGUGUUUUUAAAGUGUAAUGCAAAGGACGUGGUAAAACGGUGCGGUAAACUGGCACAAGACCUCCUGAGGCCGACACUUGAGCCCGGCCAAAAGAUACCUGAAAUUAGGGUGCAGGGACACCUGGGAGCAACGUUCCCUUAUAUCCUCGGACAUUUGGAAUACAUAAUUGGAGAAAUACUUCGAAAUUCGAUCCAAGCGGUAACCGAGAGAUAUAAAAACUGCGCCGGAGAUUCACCCCCGAUUGAUGUCCUAAUCUGCGAAGCCCCCCAGCACGUCAUAAUUCGUGUCUCUGACCAAGGAGGAGGGAUCCCACGAGAUAUUUUGCCGUAUCUCUGGUCAUUCUGCAAAGGUCCCCGGACACAAACACGCCUUCAGAACUUAGGCAAAGUGCCAACUCUCGCGGCAACGAUGCAGGAGCUUAAGGUCUCGAACUUUUCGCAGCCUGAUAUUAAGGCAGACGCUGCAAACCCAGCGAAUAGACACUCUCAUCAUCAAAGUUCUCUUGCAUCCCUUAGUUCGAGGCCUCCCAACUUACGCCUAGGCAUGGGUUUACCGAUGAGCCGCGUUUACGCCGAAUAUUGGGCUGGAAGCUUGGAGGUCCACAGCUUGGAAGGUUACGGAGUCGACGCGUUUCUUCAAAUCUCGAGACUGGGAAACAAGAACGAGCAAGUAACAGCGAGAGCUUCGAUAGACGCCGUCUAGUAUCUUCCGGACUUAAAACGAAAAUCUUAGUUGCAACCCUGAUACCCUCGCGCCGAUCUCCACCUCGAACAUACCUACCUACGAAUACCCGAUCCAUCGAAACAAAAGGCUAUAAUUGUCUAUUUAUCGCAUCUGACUCCGAUCAGACAUUCAUGCAGCAGGUCGCUUAUAUGGUUGAGCUUUGUAGCUACUCUUCUUGGGGACAUAAACAUAGAGGAAUGUGAAACAAUAUCAGCUUCUGGUCAUACCUUGCUUCCAGGGCCGUCAUGCGUCAAGUUUGCAUAGCCAAAGGCAAGCCGCAGACUUACUUUUUUCCGUUCCACGAUCAAAAUAUGCAGCCAAAACCCGUAUUGAACCCUCGUUCUCUUUCACCCGACCCUCCAUGCAUACUUUGUUGGAUUGAUACAAGGGACAUAGAUGAAACAGCACUGCCCAAAAAGUCCAAUAUUUUCAUAUGAACUGCGCUCCUUGGCUGUGCCUACUUUCCGGCUUCCACGCCCUGUGGCGCCUUCCUUGCCCUGGAGAAGCAAUGGUCCAGCAUACCGAUCUUUCACCUGCUCAUCCACCAAAGCUCCUCUGCACAAUAUGAUAGAUCAACUCAAGCACUAUGUACCCGGAACUUCUACCUAAACCUAGCCGGGACGCGAAUAUGGCCGCGGCAAGAGUUGUUGCCCAUGCACCGGAUUCCACAACUCGGCAUCGGCACGUUAGUGUUCCCUGACUCCUCUUGCGCUUCCGGAACCGCCAUGUUCAUAAACUAAUAUCCAUUCUGUAUGCUGGUAUGGAUAUAGGCAAAUACCAACGCUAGCAGUCAGGCUGAGCAGAGGUCAUUUUCCUUUGUUGGAAAUUCGUUUCCGCGUGUGCAAACAGGGGCGGAUAUGUACCUGGAAAGGCCUUUCCACAAAACAGGCGGAGGGAGGAGAUAUGCUUCAUGCAGAAGCUUUUCCGAGAAUCUCUCGAAGACCUGUUGUUUUCAAAGCUUUGCUACUUGGACAAUUACGUCGACCAAGAGGCGGUACACUGUUUAGAAGGGCCCAAGAUACAGCAACAGCGUUGUUGCCGCUGGUCGGCCUCGAAGGAAAACCUUCACAUUGCACUCAGCAACCUCAUCCAGCUCCAGGAUUGUUUUAUGUGGAAAGGUCCUGGUCCCGGAGAUCUCCAGUUUGGCGUACAAUUCAACGCCACUCGCCGGCCAGGUGCCAUUCCUGUGGAAGUUGCAUGGCAUCCUGACUAUAUUUCUUUCCAACCGUUCUCCAAUCCGGUCCUCGAGGGAGAACCUUUUCGCUUGGUUCCGGCAUACAGGGCUAUAUCUCGUGAUUUGUCGAUGCUUGAGACUGUCAGGCGCCAUACAAUCCAAUUUUCGACACCUUUCAACUAGCUGGAAUAAUUCUGUCUCGGGAUUCCAAGGCGUGGUUCCCUUCCUUUCUGACGCUGCAGAGCGCAACUUACAACCUGAGACGGCUGUCCAGCCAGGUGCAGGAGGUGAAGACGUUACUUUCUACACGGCUCAGUUCAUUGUGACGGGUAUCUAUAAACAAUAUUUUGACUCCAAAACAUACUUUGAAUAGACCGUCAGAUCAAAGGUUUCGAUCAAGAUUAAAAAAAGGCGGCGACCCUUGAGCUAGCACCACGCCGGUUUCGUCUAGCGAAGCUUUUAUUCCAGGGCUAGAACCGGAUUCUGCCAGAUGCCAGCUAGGCCAAAGAACAGAUAGACAAACACGUAGAGUGGCGUUUGCUAAUUGGAGGCCUUCUGCAUCACGGUAAUUGGGUAUUGGCCAUACAUUCUUGUGGCGGCCGAUGUGGGUGUUUUUAAGCCUCGUGAAUUACUGAUCCGGUUUCUAUUUUGUUUGGUUUGGUCUUCAUUCGCGAGGAAAUCUGAUUCAUCGAAGUCUCGGGUUCUAUUAUUCUCAGUGAUAUAUGUACCGUACUCGAGGGCUGCUGAAUUAUAAGGAUGCUUCUCGAAGGUUAAUCCGGGAAGUAUACGGACGGAAAAUUGGAGAAACGGUGCUUUUAUACAUCAUGAGUGCUCGAAGGGGAAUGAUACUUCUCUUCUCUAUAUCUUGACAGUGUAAACUAUAUCUCUCGAUUGUCUUUCUCCAGAUUUCUCUCCUACAAGUAGGGCCCUGGUGUUUCUAGAGCACCGUGGGACAUUGACAACUGACCAUAAUGGGACGCAUACACCGAGUACAUACAUACCUACAACCCUCUAUACAUAUGCAUCCUAGACGGAUGCUCUCGCACGCCGGGCAAGUUAAUGUCGCCCAGCACUCAUCCCGCGUGAGAUCCAGCUUCCUCGUCCUGAGCGGUGGUUUCCCCUUUAUCAACGGCAUCAAAUGGCAGCAAGCUCGAUUGGCGCUCGAUUGAUGGCCACCGCCACCCAGAUACAUACAACUUUCUUCUUUUUGCCACCACACAUCGGCAUUGACGAUCUCGUUUGCUAGAGUUCACUGCUCCGCGUGGACCUAUCUUUUUUACCUUGUUGUAUUGCUUAUUCCGUAAAGGGCACUGUAACAUAGGCAAUUAUCAGUUAACUAC
Messenger RNA from Coccidioides posadasii C735 delta SOWgp, 4004 nucleotides. RefSeq lists its product as uncharacterized. The record is from RefSeq and is a predicted model, not a curated record. Gene Ontology annotation, molecular function: pyruvate dehydrogenase (acetyl-transferring) kinase activity. Gene Ontology annotation, biological process: regulation of glucose metabolic process; protein phosphorylation. NCBI's taxonomy places the organism in Eukaryota, Fungi, Ascomycota, Eurotiomycetes, Onygenales, Onygenaceae. Gene Ontology annotation, cellular component: mitochondrion.